Molecule: messenger RNA, 2900 nt
Organism: Cydia pomonella (codling moth)
Lineage: Eukaryota; Metazoa; Arthropoda; Insecta; Lepidoptera; Tortricidae
Product: putative nuclease HARBI1
Exons: 2
Coding region: 1593-2816 (407 amino acids)
Source: RefSeq, a predicted model, not a curated record
CGAUAAAUGGUACGGAACCCUUCAUGGGCGAGUCCGACUCGCACUUGGCCGCUUUUUUUGGUAUUCGCUUUCACAUCUCAUUUUUUGGUGCAGGAAAUAGUUCAAGCAUAUCGAUUCAUUUUCUAAUACGUACAAUAAGUAUAUAAUGUACUUACAGCAAACUGCAAAAAAGCAUACCCACUUUGGGAAUGAAUUCCAUUUGUAAAUCACUGAAAAAAAUAGAUAGCCGAACUGGUUUUGUAACUUUACUAAAUAACUAAACUACGGUUAUAAGAAAAUAAACUUUGCAUAAAUUUACAAACUUAUUUUUUUUUUUAUUAUUUAUUUAUUAUUAACAUAAAAUCAUACAUCUCAAACAGGUACGGAGUCCCACAAAACAGUUUACACGGUUUGACUGUGGGAUCGUGCAGUCUCUACUCUCUUAUAUUUAUAUUUAUAUUACAAUGAGAUUCGUUUCUAUAUGCUCAAUAAUUAUUUUAUGCAGUUUACAAGGUAACUACGCAGCUUUUUACCAAACUUUAUUGGCUUCCUGUCUGAUGUCAGAGGGCAGGCUGUUACAUAUAUAGGGUAGGCGUUUAUGGAGGCACCUAUCGCCGUAAUAAUUAGAGACCCUCGGUACGACAAACUUGCCCGCAGACACCGACCUGGUUCCACAAACAUCGUUACGGUGUAACUGGGUGUGCUCUCGACUGCCAUGAUUAUUAAACACUAUUAAAUAUUUAUGCUGAAGGCUUACCGGAAGAAUGUUACAAAUUUUGAACAAAUUUCUAUAAUCUUUUUUAUUUUUAUCUUUAGUUUUAUUACAAACUAACAGUUUUAGGAAUCUUACUUGCAUACUUUCUAAUUUGUUUAAGUUAGUUUUAGUUGUCAAUCCGUAACAGUCAAGAGCAUCACCAAUUAUAGAUUCAACUAAUGAUACAUAUAAAUACUUUAGGAUAUGCAAAGGAACUUUAAAUCUUAGAUAAUAAAAUUUUCCUAAUAAAACUCUGAAUUUGUUAUAAAUAAAAUCUACAUGGUGCGUCCAAGAAAAGUGUUCGUCUACUUUGAGACCUAAAUACGUUACACAGUUAACACGUGAGAUGGGGUUACAGUGGCAGUCUAAUAAGUUAUUAUGCAUACAAGAAAAAUCAUGGGUUUUAAUAGGAUUUGACGGGUUAGGCAUUUUUAAGUAGGGAGAUCGAAUUAAUAAUAACUUGGUUUUCUCAGCAUUAAGCACAAUACCAUUAUCAUGCGACCAACGAACUACAGCAUUGACGCCUUGUUUUACCAAGCGGCAGGUGUCGGGCAGCUCGCUCGCAUUGCCUGCGCGCAAUAUGCAUAGGUCGUCGGCGAACAUGUGCGCUGAGCAGUGCCGCAGUACGCCGCACAGGCUAUUCACGUGCAUCAGAUAACUCACGGGUCCAGUACAGGAGCCCUGCGGCACGCCACACGACACCUGUCGCUCGUCGCUGAUGCCUUGAUCACACGUACCGAGUAAACGGGCGAGCCAGUAAAAUGUUCCUCGGCCGAGACAGUGAUGUAAGCGAGUAACUGUUCAGACAUGUUUUCAAAUUAGGACAGUCAGUUCAGUUCUAUUGAGAGAUUCGGGCACGAUGGACCGUAAAAAGUUAAUUAGAAAAUAUACAAAGUUACUCAUUCCACUAUUAAUGGAAGAAUUAAAGGAAUUGUUGGAAAACGAGCAGCGCCGGAUUUGGACUAGACCAUGGAUGUUGAGAAGAUCUGAUUUUGGCGCUACGAACACUGUUUUUAAAGAAUUAAGGGUAGAAGAUCCUACUGAAUUUAGAAUGCUUCUGAGAAUGGAUGUAGAACAUUUUGACACAUUGUCAGAAAAUAUUACUCCAUUGAUACAAAAACAAGAUACUGUCAUGAGAGAAGCUAUACAUGCAAAGACGAAACUACAAGUAGCGUUAUGCUAUUUGGUGACUGGGAUGAGCUACCGUUAUUUGCAGGCUUUUUACAGAGUGUCUCGGGCUGCAAUAUCAUCGUUCAUACCGGAAGUCAUGGAUGCAAUAUUUACUUAUUUGGAGAAUUAUUUAAAGGUACCGCAGACCAAUGAAGAAUGGAAAGAAAUAGAAACAGGUUUCAGAACUAGGUGGAAUUUCCCUGGUUGCCAUGGCGCUAUAGACGGGAAGCAUGUGAUAAUUCUAGCACCACCGAAUUGUGGAAGUGAAUAUUUUAAUUACAAGGGUACCAACAGUGUGGCUUUGAUGGCUGUGGUUGAUCAUGACUAUUGUUUUCGCUAUGUAAAUAUUGGAGCAAACGGAAGAAACUCGGAUGGGGGGAUUUUUAAAAACAGCCAAUUACGUAGUGAUCUUGAGAAUAAUUUGCUACCGAAAGGAGGAUUUUUGGUUGGAGAUGAUGCGUUUCCACUAAAAACAUAUUUAUUAAAACCAUAUAGUGGCACAAAUCUUUCAACAAAACAAAAAAUAUUUAACUACAGACUCUCUAGAGCACGAAGAAUUGUCGAAAAUGCGUUUGGCAUUCUGGCAAGCAGGUUUCGAAUUUUUCAAAAGCCCAUACCAACUAGUGACGUAACCACAGAUAAAAUUAUUCUCGCCUCUUGUGCUCUGCAUAAUUGGUUACGUCUCACAAGUCCCGGUAUUUACUUUCCAAAGGGUUGUGUUGAUCAAGAAGAUAUAGAUUCGGGAUCCGUUAUUGUGGGGACUUGGAGACAAGAACUACAAGCUAAUUUGCCAAGUAUCACUAAUCAUAACACCAACAAUGCAGCACGUAUAGCAAGGGAGCUUCGAGAUAAAUACGCAGAGUUCUUCAGUGGGGCAGGUGCCGUUUCGUGGCAAAACAGAAUGAUUUCAUAAUUUUAAGCAAUUUAAUUUCAGAAAUACCUACAUUAUACUUAGCAUAAAAAGUAACAUAAUAAAAAGCACUUACGUUUUCAUAAA